Molecule: messenger RNA, 549 nt
Organism: Saprolegnia parasitica CBS 223.65
Lineage: Eukaryota; Oomycota; Saprolegniomycetes; Saprolegniales; Saprolegniaceae
Exons: 2
Coding region: 1-549 (182 amino acids)
Source: RefSeq, a predicted model, not a curated record
AUGGCGGCCACGAAACUCUGGGCGUCAGUGGCUGGCGCUUGCCUCGACUGCGACAUCGUCGCCUUGUACGCCAAGCUCGCGACGACGCCGGCGCUGGCGCUGACGGAGCUCGUGAACGUGACCGCGCUCUUGCUCGUUUCAAUUGUCGUCUACGCGGCGCUCAAAGUCGCGCCGGCGUGGGUCGCAAUCGUGCCGUUCGAGUACGGCGUCUACCGCACGCGCAUCGACGACAUGUUUGCGCCGUUUCUCAUGCUCUUCCAGAGCACCGUGCUCUGGGACCUGCUGCAGCUCGCUGGCGCGACGGCCGGCCUCGCCUCGCUAGCCGUGCUCUGCUACUCCGACCCAAACGAGCUGGUUGCAAUGAUCGAGCUCUUCUUGGGACCGCACUUGACGCCGCAUGUCCUCAUCUACCUCCCCGUUGUGCUGCACCAAGUGUUUAUCGUGCUGCGCCUCGCAGGCUUGCUCCUCCUCCUGCAGUGGACGGGCUAUGUCCUGACGCUGCCUUAUGUGCGCUACCGCCACCUUGUCAAAACCAACAGCACGUUGUAA